AGGGAGGGCUUGGAUGUCAAGCACAAAUCACAGAGUCUCAGCACAACCCAACAAACAGUUUCUCACAUGAUUCAGAAGAACGUUUAGAGGCUGCAGGGUGGUUUUUGGGGUGCAGGAAACAAGAGAAGCCAUGAACAAAGAACAAUCAUACUAUGAAGAUAGGAUCUCCAAAGACCUUCUUACAAAGGAGAUCGACCUUGUGGACAGGGACCCUAAGAAAAUUAAUGAAGAUGUGGUCAAGGUGGAGUUUGAAGAUGUGAUUGCGGAACCACAGGGGACUCACAGUUUUGAUGGAGUAUGGAAAGCCAGCUACACCACAUUCACUUUAACAAAGUACUGGUGUUACCGCAUACUCUCAGCUGUCAUUGGCGUUCCCCUUGCCAUCAUCUGGGGAAUCCUCUUUGCUCUCAUAUCAUUCUGUCAUAUCUGGACAGUAAUGCCUUGUGUCAAGAGCUACCUCAUCGAGAUCCAAUGUGUGGGCAAGACCUUUUCACUAUGUGUUCACACUUUUUGUGAUCCACUUUUCGAAGCCUUGGGAAAAAUCUUUAGCUCCAUCCGAGUCUCCAUGCAGAAAGUGGUGUGAAUUAUUUUUGUGAGCCUUGCCAGAUACUGAAAUAUGCAUUCAAUUAUUUGACGAAAAGAGAUUUGUUGAAACCUAUAAAUCGUGGAGUAGAUGUUAGCUAGAGAACAGUACCAGAUUUCUCAAAUGUAGCUAACCAAGGACAAAGAAAAUGUGUACUUUAUAUUAGAUACCAAUGGGACAUAUUGAGUGUAUUUGGACCAGUUUGAUAUUACAUAACUAUAUCUUCAAGAAUUCUUACACUCACCAUUUGAGUAAAAUUUUUUGAUGGUUUUCAUUUUGUUGAUGCAUUAUUAAAACUAUAAUCCUGUAAAAAAACAAAAAAAACAAAAACGUAGCUGUGGUUCUUUUUGUAGCCGAUGCAAACAGCAUCCAGAAUCCAAAGCUUCUUCUGUGUCCUUUUCUAAACACUGCCCAGACUUUAAAUAUAGAAAAUAACGAUGUCUGUAGUCCAGUAUGUGAUGAACAAGUUAAGUCCCCUCUUGGUGAUGACAUUCUGGGCUGCAGACAUUGUUACUGUCUAUAUUUGGAGGUAUCAUACCAAUGCCCUUCUGGUUUUUGCCUGUCUGCAGAGUUUAUUCAAACUUAAAAGAGGUACUCCUAGCAAAAUAACCACUACAGCUCACAGGCACCAUCUAUUACAAAAUUAUUUUAUAAAAACAGAGGCACUUCCUGUGCCACCCCCUC
Pelobates fuscus (common spadefoot toad) is the source of this 1267-nucleotide messenger RNA. RefSeq names its product caveolin 3 (gene CAV3). Gene Ontology annotation, molecular function: transmembrane transporter binding; molecular adaptor activity; connexin binding. Gene Ontology annotation, biological process: regulation of cytosolic calcium ion concentration; regulation of membrane depolarization during cardiac muscle cell action potential; cell differentiation. The record is from RefSeq and is a predicted model, not a curated record. Gene Ontology annotation, cellular component: focal adhesion; sarcolemma; caveola. Lineage: Eukaryota; Metazoa; Chordata; Amphibia; Anura; Pelobatidae. Bases 131 to 583 code for a protein of 150 amino acids. The transcript is spliced from 2 exons.